Messenger RNA from Jaminaea rosea, 353 nucleotides. RefSeq lists its product as hypothetical. The transcript has a single exon. NCBI's taxonomy places the organism in Eukaryota, Fungi, Basidiomycota, Exobasidiomycetes, Microstromatales. The record is from RefSeq and is a predicted model, not a curated record. The coding region runs from base 107 to 283 and encodes 58 amino acids.
UUCCUUUCCCUUCGAUAUCUCGCUUGUUCCCUGCUCAAUCACGCUGAUCGCCCACCUCGUAUCAUACGCCCACUUCGUAUCAUAUCUGCAAUCGCGAAACCUCGUUAUGAUCUCAGAGCCGAUCGACCUCUAUCAGCUCCCCUCGCUCUCUUCACCAGCGCAACGAGGUUUUACGGCCAUCCUUCCCGGACUGAGUCUCGCGUCACACCUGCUCGCUGUGGUGUGCGUCAAUGUAGGCCGUAUGGCAAUUGCAUGGAAUCGUCAUCGACGGAUGACCUCAUGAAGAGGCGUGUGAGUUGCUGGUGGGUGUGAAUGGUACAGAGGGAGAGGGGAAGACAAGCCAAUCGGAAAUG